UGUAGGCAUCCUCCCAUGGACACCAACUCUAAUUAUUACGAUUAUUUCGAACCCUUUUGCAAAUGGCAAAGUGGGGAAACCAGCAACACUCUCAGAGUCCAUCUCCAAGGCUUCCAACGGGACCAAAUAAACGUGAUGGUCAAGUUUGGCAAAAUAUUGAUCGAAGGAGAACGUGAAUAUGUUUUGGAAGGAACCUCAGCAACAAGAUGGAAGCGAUUCAGCAAAGAAAUACCACUUGAAGGAAGAGAGUGCAAACUGUGCAAUAUGAAAGCAAAAUUUGAAGCAGGUGUUCUUUCUAUAAUUCUGCCUAAGAAAGUUCAUAAAGCAGAUCAACUUGGCCUGAGUAAAUUAGUCUCAAAGUUGAAUGUUACAAGGACUACUGUGGAAGUCAUGCUAGCAGUUUCCAUGGGGUUGGCUGUUGGGGCAUAUGGAACAUACAAAUUAAUAUUCCCAAAUUAAUAUUUCUUUUUGGUGUUAAUUUUUUUUAAUUGAUUUGGGUUGUAGAUGUAGAGUAUGUAUAAGCUGAUCAAAAUUACUCAUCAAUAUUGACGCUGAAAAGUUCAUGCAAUAUGCCUCGAAUAAGAGACAAAAUUGAAGACCGCCUAUGGUCGGCUUACAAUUUUCACUAUGUUGCCAAUGCAAGUAUGGUCGGC
Molecule: messenger RNA, 653 nt
Organism: Prunus dulcis (almond)
Lineage: Eukaryota; Viridiplantae; Streptophyta; Magnoliopsida; Rosales; Rosaceae
Exons: 2
Coding region: 16-459 (147 amino acids)
Source: RefSeq, a predicted model, not a curated record